GUAAUAUGGCCGUUGGAAUGGCGUCAUAAAUAGUUUCUGACGUUGUUUAUAUUUGCCUUAGAAGAGAAUUGAUUUGUAUUUUAUACAGUAGCUUAAUCGUAGAUUGUGUUGAGUACAAUGUAAUUGCAUUAAAUAGUGAACAAAAGGAUCUAUUGGUAUAAUGUUUUAGAGUUCUCAAAAAGAACAAUGUCAAACAACACUGUCGGCUCUUCGGGGCAUGCUCCCGGCAAAAUACGUGGGCCUGGAAGACCACCUAAACGUACAUGUACGUGGUGUGCUGAAAGUAAAACGCCUUUAAAAUAUGUGUUACCUACUGAGAAUGGUAAAAAAGAGUUUUGUUCUGAGACCUGUCUUUCCGAAUUUAGACAGGCUUACAGCAAAGGUGCCUGUCUUCACUGCGACAAUGUCAUUCGAGGUAAUGCUCCGUCAAGUAGUAAGAACUUUUGUUCUACAUAUUGUCUGAACAAAUAUCAGAAGAAAAAUGAAAAACGGACAAGUUCUCCACAGUCUGGUAAUGGGGCAAAUGGAUCUGAAAAUCAUUCCAACAACAACACGACAGGAUCUUUUUACGAUAUAUUUCAGUCUUUCGACUGGACUGAAUAUAUGAAGGAGACAAACAGCACAGCAGCACCUCAGGAAUGUUUUAAACAGGCACCAGUACCACCACUGAAUGAUUUCAAAGUGAACAUGAAAUUGGAAGCUUUAGAUCCACGGAAUUUGACUUCUACUUGUAUUGCAACUGUGGUAGGCGUUUUAGGACCACGGCUCAGAUUGAGAUUGGAUGGAAGUGAUAAUAAGAAUGAUUUUUGGAGACUUGUUGAUGCGGGUGAUAUUCAUCCUAUUGGGCAUUGCGAGAAGAAUGAUGGAAUGCUACAACCUCCUCUUGGAUUUCGUAUGAAUGCUAGCAGUUGGCCAAUGUUUUUGCUCAAAACUUUAAACGGUGCAGAGAUGGCGCCUCCUAAAGUAUUUCAGGCUGAACCUCCAACACCUAAGUCAAAUCUGUUUGUUGUUGGACAAAAACUGGAAGCAGUUGAUAAGAAGAACCCACAGCUAAUUUGCUGUGCUACUGUUGGAGCUGUGAAGAAUGAUCAGAUUCAUGUAACAUUUGAUGGAUGGCGCGGUGCUUUUGAUUACUGGUGUAGGUAUGAUUCAAGGGAUAUAUUUCCUGUUGGUUGGUGUGCCCGAGCUGGUCAUCCUCUGCAACCACCAGGGCAAAAAAGUGCUACUACUCCAUCAAGGUUUAAACUGCGGCCUAUCGGUAUGGCCAAUCCAGCUUUACCUGAAGGUGGUUCCACUGGUGGUACAAAUUCCACCAAUCCAAGUCCACCAACACCACUAGCUCCUGUGCAUUUACGUAUCCGCAAUAGCUGUUCCGGUGGUAGUACAGUUCUACCAAACACAGUGACUGGUUUAGGACCAUCCGGUGUUGCAGAAUCUCUCGCUAAAGAACUGCUAGGUGUUCACCCCGACCCCCAGAGGCUAACAAGGGCAUUGUUGACUGCUUCCAGUGGUUAUUCCAAUGUAACUACAGUUCAGGUUUCAACUGGAAGCAAGACUCAUACAGUUAAAGUGCCGUCUGAUCUUACAAGUGAUGAGCUCAAGAACUGGUUGAAACUGUUUUGUGUCGGAAUGAGCUGGUGUGUUGGCAUGAUUGAAGUGGACACAGGCGAGGCUGCAGUGCGGCCCUGCACACUGUGCGGGGAGUCCACUUCUAAUGGGGUAUCUUCUGCUAUUAAAAGACCUGUUAAUGACUUGCCAGUAGAAAGUGGUGUUAAUGGAUUAGGCGAGGGCUCCACUGUGAAGAUGGCUCGCGUGUCCCCGGAGCGGCCGGAGCCCGCGUCGUCGACCACGGGCGCUCCGCCACCGCCCUCGCCUGCCACACCUCCUGGAGACUGGUCCGUCGAAGAUGUCAUUGGUUUCAUAGCAGCAGCUGACCAAGCCUUAGCUGCUCACGCUGAUCUCUUCCGUAAACAUGAAAUUGAUGGGAAAGCACUUCUGUUGUUGAAUUCUGAUAUGAUGAUGAGAUAUAUGGGCCUUAAAUUAGGACCCGCCCUAAAGAUAUGUAAUUUGGUGUCUAAAAUUAAAAAUCGCCGCAAUUUUAAUCCCUAACUAGACCCAACACUUACUGAAUCUUGGAACCGUCAGUUAUUAUUUAUGCUAUCUAAGAAUAAAUUUAAUUUACAAUCACAUCGCCGUAUUAAAAUUAAAGUGAUCAAGUAAAGUAUAUUCAAUGUAAAGAAAGAAAGUUGGAAUAUCAACAUAAUGACGGUCAUUCAGUAGGAAUUAUUAUGUAUUUUGUUUUAUAUUGAAUAAUCAUUUGAUAAUGAAGCAAAUUAUGAUAUUAAAAUAAAUUUUAGCACAGCAUUGGGCAAUUUGUACACCAAUAUCGUAUUUUAUGUAAGAUGUAAAUUACUUUGUAGUCACAUGUACAUAGAUGUUAGGAAUGAGUGGAAAUGCAUUUAAUGUAGUCAGUACUCAUUUUACAUAAUAGACUAUAAAAAUAAAUUGUUUAUUACACCGGCUUUAUUGUUAGGUAUUUGGAUUGUAUAUACAUAUUUUAUUAUUAUCGGCUAGUCGUAUUUUGUCAAGAUGUUGCCUAAAUACCAUAACAUAAAUGGUUUAAAAUAUUCAUUCACAUAUUUGUCUACAAUAACAUAAAAUUUGCAAAAGUUCCAACAUCUGUCCAUUCUUUUUUUACAGCAAUCAAAAAUAUGUUCCCUAAACAUUAUUUACCUAAUAUUGGCGCCAUUAAAAUGCGUUUCGAAUAAGAAAGUGCAAGAAUAGGCGAUUCAAUCGAAGAAAUAGGGCCAUUAAAACAGAUAUUUUUAAUAAUAACUUUUGUUUUUAAUCAGAAUCUAACAUUUAAAAAAAAUAUUUAACAUUUAAAAUCUUUUUUUUAUGUCCAUACUUUUAUCUUAGGCGCCCAUAUUCUUAU
Messenger RNA from Papilio machaon (common yellow swallowtail), 2935 nucleotides. RefSeq names its product polycomb protein Scm (gene Scm). Bases 187 to 2109 code for a protein of 640 amino acids. The record is from RefSeq and is a predicted model, not a curated record. Gene Ontology annotation, molecular function: zinc ion binding; protein binding. Lineage: Eukaryota; Metazoa; Arthropoda; Insecta; Lepidoptera; Papilionidae. Gene Ontology annotation, biological process: regulation of DNA-templated transcription. Gene Ontology annotation, cellular component: nucleus. The transcript has 5 exons.